This is a messenger RNA of Symbiodinium sp. CCMP2592, 680 nucleotides long. Lineage: Eukaryota; Dinophyceae; Suessiales; Symbiodiniaceae. The record is from the annotation of a GenBank genome assembly.
GAACCAAGCUUAUUCGCUGCACGGCCAUGAUCAAAGAAUCGCAUCGUCUCACCAUCCGAGAACAAGCGGCCCUUGGCUACGACGGCGACAACACCUACGUGUCGCACCGAGCCGACGCCUACAAGCUCAGCAAGCCGCUCGACAACAGCUGGAGCAACGACAUAGCCUGGGUCGGCCACGCCUUCGGUUCAACAGAACACGCGCUGAAGAUUCGCCCAGUGUGGUUACGUGAAAUACUUGAAGGCACAGACCCCGAGCGUCGUGCGCGUGAGGUCAUAGCAUCAGCCGUGAUCGAACGCGUGACGCCAGGUGCAAAAACAGUGGAACUUCGCAGCAAGCCAUGUCCAUCGGACCGCAUAGGGUGCAAGAUCAGUUUGAUGGAGACCGGGACCAAAACCAUCAAGGGAACCGCCAUCCUGGCAGAAUCGCGUGCCCUUACCGUCGAGGAACAGAUCACUUUCGCCGGCGUCCUGCAGGCGCAUCGCUGUGUACUUCAAACACACAGCACCCAGACCGGCUCGCAGGCAUUGAACUACAAGGCCAAUCAGACUUAUGCGUGGGUCUUGCAGGACGUUCGCGCCCAUCCGGAACCUUUCGAGGCAAGUGUCACAACUCGUACGAAGGAGUGCGGACAAGAGUACUCGCACAGGUGCCAGCGUGGGCGGCGCGUGGAGCCGUGA